Messenger RNA from Amphimedon queenslandica, 928 nucleotides. RefSeq names its product UPF0676 protein C1494.01-like. NCBI's taxonomy places the organism in Eukaryota, Metazoa, Porifera, Demospongiae, Haplosclerida, Niphatidae. The record is from RefSeq and is a predicted model, not a curated record. The transcript is spliced from 5 exons. Bases 93 to 875 code for a protein of 260 amino acids.
UAAUUGUUUGUGCCUGUGGUAGAUCUAUAUAGAUUAGUUUUUGUUUUGAUGUUUCAAAACUAGAAGGUGUGGCUCAAUUUGCAGGAAACAGUAUGGCGGUUCCUGUCGUUGAUUUCAAAGAUGUUUUAUCAUGUCUUGAUGUAAGUACCUGUCCUCAGGUACAAGAAAUACACUCGGCAUUCACUACUGUUGGAUUUGUAUUCAUAACUAAUCAUGGCAUAAGAAGACCUCUGGUUGAUGAGGCAUUUUCUGUUGCUAAGAAGUUCUUUGAGUUGCCACAUGAAUCAAAGAAGAAGUACUCACGAACAAACACUUCAGGAAACAAUGGCUACGUAGAGAUGGAGCAGGAAGAUACUGAUCCAACGAAACCAGGUGACUUAAAAGAAGCUUUUAAUAUUUGCUCACCAACUGAAUGUGUGUAUCCAGAUGAUGAAGUGUCUGAUUUUAAACCGGUAAUGACUGAAAUAUUAGGCACUAGUAGGACACUAGCACUGAAGAUACUAGAAGUGAUGGGUCAUGCUUUAAAGCUCCAGGAUCCACAAUUCUUCGUCAAAAAUCAUCAAAACCUAUCCAAUACUACAAUACCUAGUUACACGACGGCACGUGUUCUGUACUAUCCUCCUCUUCCUUCACCAGCUGCCGUUAAACCUGGCCAGUUGAGGUGCGGAGAGCACGUGGACUAUGGAUCAAUAACUUUACUCUUUCAGGACCCCAGCGGAGGACUCCAGGUGCUCCAUGAUACCUACAUUAUGAGUAUCAUUAAUAUUGACAGUGUUAGAUCUAGAAAUGACUUUAAGAGACCAGNCUUACUAAACACGGGAGACUUAAUGACUAAAUAUGAGAGACCAAAAGCUAAAAAAGGGAGAUUUCAGUGACCUAGACCAAAUAUGGGAGACCAAAAGUCUCCUAAACUCCCUCUAGAUCUAAC